AUGUCGAACUGCUCUGUAAUGACUCUGUCCCUUGUGUUCCUAUCUCUGGCCAUGUCCUCUGCCCAUACUAACAGAAUAAAAGAAGAAAGAAAAACAAACAACUUCAUCAAUGAAGCCUGCAAUCACACAACCGACCAAACCUUCUGUGUCAAGACAUUGGGCUCGGACCCUGAUGGCGCCUCUGCCAGUGACUUGGCUGGGCUCACGGCCAUUGCGCUCAAAAUAACGGUAGCCAAUGCAACAGACACUUACGCCUACAUAUCGAAGCUGUUAAACAGGAGCGGCAGUGACACGAAGGAAAGUUUUGAGGACUGUUUGGAUGUUUAUCAACUAACAGUGGACCAUCUGCAGGAAGCCGGCUUUGCUGCAGAAGAACUACAUCGAUCUCAAAGUCUACAUUAG
Messenger RNA from Amborella trichopoda, 402 nucleotides. Its product is annotated as cell wall / vacuolar inhibitor of fructosidase 2. Gene Ontology annotation, molecular function: enzyme inhibitor activity. The record is from RefSeq and is a predicted model, not a curated record. Lineage: Eukaryota; Viridiplantae; Streptophyta; Magnoliopsida; Amborellales; Amborellaceae.